Amblyraja radiata (thorny skate) is the source of this 2920-nucleotide messenger RNA. RefSeq names its product nibrin (gene nbn). The transcript has 16 exons. Bases 106 to 2301 code for a protein of 731 amino acids. Lineage: Eukaryota; Metazoa; Chordata; Chondrichthyes; Rajiformes; Rajidae. Gene Ontology annotation, biological process: telomere maintenance; mitotic G2 DNA damage checkpoint signaling; double-strand break repair via homologous recombination. The record is from RefSeq and is a predicted model, not a curated record. Gene Ontology annotation, molecular function: damaged DNA binding; protein binding. Gene Ontology annotation, cellular component: nucleus; Mre11 complex.
CCCCUCCCGCACCGCGACGGAGGUCACGUGAGGCGGCGGGCGGUUGUCUGCGCGACUCCGCGGGUGAAGAAGCGGCCCGAGGGCGGGAGGACGGACGGACGGACGAUGUGGAUCCUCAGGCCGGUGGCCCCGGGCAGAGAAGGACCUUACUAUUUAUUGGUUGGUGUGAAUUACAUUGUUGGACGAAAAAAUUGUUUAAUCCUUCUCCAUGAAGAUCAGUCCAUCAGUCGCUCUCAUGCUCAGCUUUCGGUUGUUCACCCUGAGGCAAAUCUGAACAACAUGGCCAAUAGAUCUGUACUGACAUUAAAAGAUAAUUCAAAAUAUGGGACUUUUGUAAACGAGACGCGAUUACAAAACAACAGCCCAAGGAUCUUGAAGUCAGGCGAUGCGGUCACAUUCGGCGUUUUUGACAGCAAAUUCAGGGUAGAAUAUGAACCCCUGGUCAUUAGUUCUUCCUGCUUGGAAGUGCCAGUUAAAAUUGCACUAAACCAUUCGAUUCAACAACUUGGAGGUCAUGUUGCCAAGAAUUGGACGAAGGAUAGCACUCAUCUCGUUAUGUCAUCGGUAAAGAUUACAGUGAAGACCAUAUGCGCAAUGAUCUGUGGUCGACCGAUAGUAAAACCAGAAUACUUUGUCGAUCUUAUUGAAAUAAUCCGAAAUAGAAGACAAAUACCCAAUCCAGAAAGUUAUUCCCCUCCUAUUGAUGAACCUAGUAUCAAGCCUGGAGAGCUGGAUAUUACAGUGAAACCUGAACGAAAAUCGACUUUUAGAGGCAAAACAUUCUUCUUUUUAAAUGCAAAACAGUACAAGAGGCUGAGCACUGCUAUAACAUUUGGUGGAGGAGAAGCUAAAGUUUUGGAGAGUAGUGGCUCAAAUAUUUCAUCCAUUGAAGCAACAGGGAGCUGUAUCGUUGAGGUUGGUGUGUCGGAUUCUCAGAACUUGUCAAAUGCAACAGAAAAAUGGAUUGAGUCGGUCAUGAGAACCCUGCAACGAAAAGAAUUACGUGCUAUACCCGAGGCAGAAAUUGGUUUAGCCGUUAUCUACAAUUCAACAGAUAAUUAUUGUAACCCUCGCAGCAAGCCUAUUCCUGACACUUGUUCAAGAACAAUGAUUCCAGGUUCUACGCUUUCUCAAAGUAUGUACAUGGGUGAUAUGACAGCUCCUGGCCUUUCACAAAUUAUUCCAUGUGUUCCAGAUACUCAGUCGUCACAGAAACACAGUACUAGAACAAGCACAAGCGGACUGCACGUGAUAGAAGAAACACUGGAUAUGGAAGAGCACAGCAAAGCGCUUACACAAGACAUUUCUGCGGUAAAUGAAACAUCCAGCAUGAGGCCAUUAAAUUCUACAGAAGUAAAAUAUGCGAACGAACAAAAGAGACAAACGUUUGCCAUUUUUAAUAACAAAACAUCCUCACCAACAAAAUCCACGAGUGCUCAGAAGAAAAGCAACUCCUGUUCGCAAAAUCAAUCCCUUUCUAUCCGCAACUUCUUUCAUCCAGCGGAAAAAAAAAGGGAAAGAGAGGAAACAGAAGUAUCCCAGGCGAAAUUUGCAAGAAUGGAGGACCCAGAACUACUUGAUGAUCAUCAUCUGCACGUCGAUCCUUCGUUGGAGAAGAAAGAUUCAGAGUUUACUAGUCAGAACACGCAGAACAAAUAUAUUUCUGAAAGCGUCAAAAUAGAUACCUCUGCUGAGUGUUCAAAAGGGAACGCUGGACCCUUGAAGGAAGAAAAAACAUCAGGAGAAAAGUUCCCCGAGAAUACUGAUGUAGUUUGUGAAUUUAAAACACAAAAAAUAAAGCAAGUCGAAAGCCCGGCAGAUGAUGUGAUGUUUUCCAGACAUGAACAGCUGGGAGUGAGUAAAAGGAGGAAGUUGGAAGCUGAGGUUUUGGAGUGCAAGGUGAAAGAUGAGCUAACGACAGAGAAUGGGACCAAAGAAUCUCAUUUGGAAUUACUUCUUCAAUCUGAAAAUGAUGAGACUAUUCCAAGCAAACUUUUGUUAACAGUGUUCAAGUCGCUUGUUUGCCAGACUGGAAAAGAGACACAGAUUACCUCUGCUGUUAAUGCCAAGGACACUCAACUGAAGAACUUUAAAAAUUUUAGAAAGAUGUUGUAUCCUGGAGCAAAGGCACUUCCUAAAAUUAUUGGGGGCACGGAUCUGAAGGCUUAUCAAACUAAAAAGAGCUCAGAAAUGGAGGAGUGGUUACGACAAGAAGUGGAGGAACAGAGCCAGAAAGCUAAGGAAGAGAAUCUUGCUGAUGAUUUGUUCAGAUAUAAUCCUAAAUCCAUCAAAAGAAGAUGAUGCUAUUGGGGGAAAUGAUCACUGUAGCAACAAGCAAACCUUUUCUUGAGCUUCAGAGAACAGUUGUAUGUAGCUGGACAUGACACCCAAAAGUCUGAAAGAUUUCCUAUUGUAAUGUUUACAGCUAUUUCUAAUUGUGUUUGGCUGUGUUCUAAUUUUAAAAGUCAGGAUCUGAUUUUUUUUUUUGUGUGUGUGUUUUUUCUGUUGACCACUUCAAUGGGCUACGUGUGUAGGAAAGAACUGCAGAUGCUGGUUUAAAUCGAAGGUCGACACAAAAUGCAGGAGUAACUCAAUGGGACAGGCAGCAUCUCUGGAGAGAAGGUAUGGGUGACGUUUCGGUCGAGACCCUUCUUCAGUCUGAGUUACUCCAGCAUUUUGUGUCUACCUUCAAUGGGCUAUGUGAUGUUCUGUGAAGAAUCGGAGUAAGUUGCUGAAAGCCACAAAACAGAAUUGACGGACAAAUUAAUAUAUUCACAUGGGAAUUGUCAUUAUGCAAUGUAAAUAUACUAAAUAUCUGAUUCACAAUAAGUUGAUAUUGUUUAAAAUAUGCAAGAACUUAACCUUCUUUACAUGCAUUAAACUUCCCAAAUAUAUGCCACAAAUUGGUGUUUUACUACAA